AUCCUUAGACACGGAGUUUAUUUUUUAACUGUAACUGUAAUGAAGAUUUAAAUUUUUUCGUUUGUUUAUUUACAUGUGUAAUAAUCUUAGAUCGGCUGAAAAUGUUGAUCAACGAAAUUUUGUUGAUUGGUAAAUGUGUAGUGGUGCUUUCCUUCUGCUUCGUUACUUUAGGACAGUUGCUUGUAUUUUUAUCGUCUCAUACGCAUUUAAAAUAUAGUUCAAAUCGACUUCAAGACAGAAAUCAUGGAAAUGCCUUAAUUCCAGUUUUAAUAAAUCUGUCUUUGUUGAGUUUGUUUGGAUUACAACAUUCCCUUCAAGCACGACAAAGCGUUAAAUAUUAUUUGCAGAGCAGAGGUUAUGAUGUUAUUGAAAGGCUGCUCUAUAACUGUGGCUCAUGCAUUGCUCUCCAGGUUUUAAUGUACUUAUGGCAACCCAUUCCUGACUGGACAGUAUGGGAAAUAGUGACUUCAAAACAUGUACUUUUGUGGUGGUUUUUCUCUGUUGUUCAUGGCAUUGCUUGGAUGGCCAUUUACAGCAGCUGCUUCAUAAUGGAUGUCACAGAACUCUUAGGAGUUAAACAAGUUUACCAUCAUUUAAAGGGUUGGCCAAAGCCAAUGAAUUUAAAAUCAGAGGGUUUACGUCGAUUUUAUUCUCAUAUGCGCCAUCCAAGUUUCUCUGCCUUAGCUGUGAUACUUUUCAUUCAUCCUGUAAUGCAUCUGGAUAGGCUGUUGCUUGCAUAUACCUGUACUAUUUUUAUGCUGUUACACUUUAAAGUUGAUGAAAUUGAUUACACUUAUCAACGAAGAAUGCUGCAGCGCAAAGCACGGGAAUUGAGCAUGAAUAAUUAAUUAAAAAUAUUAUUUCACUGUGAUAGUAAAAUCUGAGUCAUGCACAAUUAAUCAUUUAUGUAAAUAUAUUUAUUUUCUAAUAAUAAGAAAUAUUUUUGAUACUUUGUUAGUUAAUGAUGUUAACAUUUUUGAUACUCACUAGCAUCAUGUAUUAUUGAUGCAUAUUAAAUCAAUCAUUUAAAUAUCAAAUGAAUUAAAAAUGUUUUCCUGUACUUUGUUUUCAGAUGUUUGUCAUGUUUAUAUUGAUUUUUAUGUUACUUGUUACUGAAGUUUGAUGCCAUCUUUUUAAUUAUCUGUACUUAAAAUUUUUAUUUUUAUAAUCUCUCUGAAAUAAGGGAAUUUAUCAGCUUGUAAAAUACUGAUUAAAUGCAGUUUCAGAUUUAUGAUUUGGAUUGUAUAUGUAACUUAAAUCUGAUAUGUGAGGUGAUAAAUUUGUUGUAGUAUUAUUUUAAAUAAUUUUUUGUAACUAUUUAAUCUCAUUAUUUUAUUGGGUCAAAAAAUUUAUUAGUUUGUGAAGAAUGUUAAAUACAUGAUUUUUUUUUUUUUUUUUUUUUUCCCAAUUAAACUUAAGACUAACAUUAAGAUGUUUCUAUAUUCACAAAACAGAAAAAAUGUAUCUUAUUUUUAUAAGUGGAAAUUAAUAAGAAUGAGCAUUUGAUUCUGAUCUUAUUUCCUUGUGUUUUGAGAGUAUUACAUGUUAACCCUAUGUGUGAAAUAUGUCAGUUAUUUAUUCCCAAUUUUUCUCUAAAUUUUGUGAUUAAAAUAGUUUUAUCCAUAUAAUCAAUUUUAAGUCAGAUUAAUAACAUUAAGUAAUAAGAGAAAGAAAGCUGAUAUUUUAAGUUUAUCCCUACAUUUUUUAUGUUCUCUUCCGUGUGCCAUAUACUUAAGAAAAACCAGUAUUUAGUUUUAUUUGAAUUUUUUUUUUAACCAGUACUCAUAAAGUUUAGUUUUUUGUUUUUAAUACAUUUAAUUAUUUGUUUUCUUUUAUUAUCAUUGAGAGAUUUAAUAUAUCCAGAUUUUGUUUAUGGAUUUUCUUCGUAUAUAAUUGCUUUUAGUUGGUAAUAUAGUAUGGAUUUUAUGCAACUUGUGUAUGAUCUCUAAUUUAUUUUAAUAAAUAGUUGAAAUCUU
Stegodyphus dumicola is the source of this 1976-nucleotide messenger RNA. RefSeq names its product nurim homolog. Gene Ontology annotation, cellular component: nuclear membrane. NCBI's taxonomy places the organism in Eukaryota, Metazoa, Arthropoda, Arachnida, Araneae, Eresidae. The record is from RefSeq and is a predicted model, not a curated record.